AUGGUCCAAAUCACAGAGUUCGACGACGAGAAUGUGCCGCUCAUCGAGUCCAUGAAGGAGCUGACUCCGGGGCUGCCACGACAGCGACGAGACCGCACACAACUCGCCCAAGCUCGACUUGGCCCUGAUGGCAAGCCAAAGUACCUGAUUGACGACAUCCCCGACCACGAGAAGAUGCGGCUGAUCCGCGAGUCAGGCGUGCUGAAGCAGAUGAAGCAGGACGGCAAGGAGGUCGACUACGACGAGCUAGACCGGCUCGAGGCCGAGGCAGAGCGUGCCGAAGACGAAAUUCCCACGUGGAUGAAUGCUCUCAUCUACACGCUGGCGCUGUCGUCCGUGUACGGGCUGUUUGAGGCCCUGGUCAGCCAGCAGUACAGCAUCGAGAUCACGGCAACAGAGAUCCUGAAGCGCAUGCUAAACAUGUCGCCAGCCAUAUACUUUAUGGUGUAUGUCACAUACAAGUUCCGGUUCUCUCGGGCCAUGUCGCUGGUGAUGCUGGUCUUUGCCUGCGCCAGCGGAUGCUACUUUGUGCACCUGAGCCUGCACGCUCCGCGUCUGGGUAUCAUGAAGCGCGCUCCAGGACUUGUUACCAUCUGGAUCUACCUGACGUUUAUGCAGGAUGUGCGCCCAGCCAUCAUCAACGCGUUCGUCGUGUGCGCGUUCUGGCUAGCAGAUCCGUUCAAGUUCCGGCUUUAA
Linderina pennispora is the source of this 696-nucleotide messenger RNA. RefSeq lists its product as uncharacterized. The record is from RefSeq and is a predicted model, not a curated record. The transcript is spliced from 2 exons. Bases 1 to 696 code for a protein of 231 amino acids. NCBI's taxonomy places the organism in Eukaryota, Fungi, Kickxellomycota, Kickxellomycetes, Kickxellales, Kickxellaceae.